Setaria italica (foxtail millet) is the source of this 999-nucleotide messenger RNA. RefSeq names its product NAC domain-containing protein 26. Lineage: Eukaryota; Viridiplantae; Streptophyta; Magnoliopsida; Poales; Poaceae. Gene Ontology annotation, molecular function: DNA binding. The transcript has a single exon. Gene Ontology annotation, biological process: regulation of DNA-templated transcription. The record is from RefSeq and is a predicted model, not a curated record. Bases 1 to 999 code for a protein of 332 amino acids.
AUGGAGCAGGCGCCGUGCCCGGGCGCCCCCCCGGGCUACCGCUUCGCGCCGACGCCGCGGGAGCUCAUCCUCUACUACCUCAACCCGUGGGUGGCCAGCCCCGCCGGCCAGACGCCGUUCGGCCAGACCGAGGGCAUCGUGUGCGCCGCCGACGUCUACAGCGCGGACCCGGGCACGCUCACGUCGGGGCUCCGCCACUUCGGCCACGACGACGGCAACUGGUACUUCCUCUGCGUCGCCCGGUGGAAGGACGGCAACGCCGGGACACGGAUGAGCCGCGCAGUCCAGGGCGGCGGCACGUGGCACGGCUCGGGGAAGCGGAUCCCCGUCGGCCGCCACGGUUACCGCCAGACCUUCGAGUACCGCGUUCCCGGCGGCGGCAAGAGCGCCUGGCUCAUGGAGGAGAUCGGGAGCAGCCUGCCCGAGGCAACCGGGGGUGAGGGCGUCAAGGUGCUCUGCAGGGUGCACCGCACGCCGAGGGCGGCGGCGGACGACGACGCCAACGAGGAACGCCAAGAAACCGACGAGGUGGUCCAGUUCCGGUCGUCCAAGAAGCCGCGGUGCGAGCUGCGCCAGGAGCACGACUUCGCGGCCGCAAAUUAUUGGGCGGCGGCGGCGCCAACCGACGUCGUCUGCUCCUAUGCCAGCACGUCGCAGACUGCGCUGGUGAAUGCGGCGGCACCAACCACCUGGCAGCAGCAGCCCAUGAUGGAACAAGGCGUGGCCAGUUACCACUGCACCGGCGUCAAUGGCGGCGUAUACGUGAAGGACGAGCAACAGCCAUUGGAGGUGCUUCUUCCAGACGAGGGAUGGCAGCAAUGUCUAGAGAUCGAUUACGGCUUUGAUUAUUCCACUGAAGAUGGACUCUUCAAAAAAAAUUCCACUGGAGAUGCGCAGCUGAACGACGAAUUGAUGCACAACACCUUCUCAUGUCCAAAGCCAAGCGACGGCGCAGUGCGAGAAAACGGUGAUCCUAGGGGCGAAAGGAGAGCAAGCUGA